Molecule: messenger RNA, 957 nt
Organism: Cladophialophora bantiana CBS 173.52
Lineage: Eukaryota; Fungi; Ascomycota; Eurotiomycetes; Chaetothyriales; Herpotrichiellaceae
Exons: 3
Coding region: 1-957 (318 amino acids)
Cellular component (GO): membrane
Molecular function (GO): transmembrane transporter activity
Source: RefSeq, a predicted model, not a curated record
AUGCCCGUCUGGAUAUGUCCACAGCCAGUGACUCAGUCAUUCAACACAUUCAUCCUCUUCCGAGCUGCACCGACUACCCUGGCCGACUUCGCCGCCGCGGAACUUGCCAGGCGGGAAGAUCGGUCAAACCUCGAAUUGAUGGAUCUCUCGGGUCAUCCGCGCUGGGUGGAGCAUCGGAUGGCCCGAGAGAACACCAUCGCAACCGAGGGCUUUCGAUCUCCAUCAGAUGGUCUUGGCUCUCCUUGGGUCGAAGACACCAAGUUGACCGGUGGCCAGUACAACUUGCUCCUGGCCCUCUACUAUGUCAUGUUCGAGGCCUUCGGCCCAGUCAUGACCGUCUUCACCAAAGUCGGCUCGGCCAAGGUCAGUUUGCCUUGUAUGAUGCUGACCUUUGGUAUUGCGUCGGCCUGCACCUCGGUCGUCAAAAACUUCGGUCAACUGCUCACCUGUCGCAUUUUUGUCGCUGUCAUCGCCUCCGCGUUUGGCGGCCUGCUGGCGUACGGGAUGUUUCAAAUCAGGCCGUCCUCGUCCAGUAACUUGUUCGUGUGGCCGUAUCUCUUCAUUCUCAAAGGCUGCCUGACCUGCAUCGUCGCCAUCGUCGCCUACUUCAUCCUCCCGCAGGACAUCGCGCAUGCCUAUUUCCUCACGCCCACCGAAAAGGAUAUGGCCGAGAUGCGUAUCCGCCUCGAGACCAUGGAGAGCCGGAACGACCGGUUCAUGUGGUCUGAGGCUGUUGCUGAGUUCAAGAAGGUCCAUGGCUGCGCCCGUGUCCUGAUCGCCCUGUCGGUGGGCAUCUGGCCAAAUGUAAGCGCCAAUUUCCUCGCUAUCAUGACGGUCCGAUUGGGAUACUCGGUCACGAAGACGAACUUAUCUGCCCCUUCCGUUCCUCCUACGCACGACGAUGAGGAGCAGGCAUUAGCACUAGCACUAGUUUUGCAUCAGGAAAUCUCUCAAUAG